GACACUUGCUGUGGCGAGAAGGAGCCAGAGGACGAAGAGAGAGUGGAAGUCGCUCCGGACGAACAAAAACACAUCACUUUCACUCGACUCACGACAUCGUAAACAUGUCUUCAAAGUGCCCCAAGUGCGACAAGACGGUGUAUUUCGCUGAAAAGGUGUCAUCGCUGGGGAAGGACUGGCACAAACUGUGUCUCAAAUGCGACCGCUGCAACAAGCUCCUGAAUGCUGGAGGCCACGCUGAGCACGAUGGAAGGCCCUACUGCCACAAACCGUGCUAUGCUGCCCUCUUUGGGCCAAAAGGUGUGAACAUUGGCGGAGCAGGUUCCUACGUGUACGACACUCCGGCCAACAACAAUCCGUCGGCCACUAGGGUGGAUUCGGCCUCCAAAACUGAAGAGAAGCGAGUGUUCGCACCCAAGGCACCAUCAAAAGCUGGCAGCAUCACCACUUUUUCCGGGGAGGCCAACCUGUGCCCUCGAUGCAACAAGAAGGUGUACUUUGCUGAGAAGGUGACAUCACUGGGCAAAGACUGGCAUCGACCCUGUCUGCGCUGCGAGCGAUGCAGCAAGACUCUGUCUGCUGGCAGCCACGCAGAGCAUGACGGCCAGCCCUACUGCCACAAACCCUGCUACGCUGUUCUCUUCGGGCCCAAAGGCGUGAACACUGGUGGUGUGGGCAGCUACAUCUAUGACAAGGAGCCCAGUGCAGUGACCCAGCCUUGAACCUCUGUUCCCCUCAGCUUCACCCCUCUCUUCUCUACACAACACUGAUCAUCGACCACAGUAUUAUAUUCAUAGCCUUUUUCUUUUUUUUUUUCCUCUGUUCCCCACCUGUGCGGUCAAACCUGAGACAACCAGCCUUCUGCUCCAGACCCUCUCCUGAGUCCCCUGCUCUUCUCCUUUGCUCUGCCCCAGAUCGGAUUUAGCACCAGGAAUGAUUCAUUGAUUGCAACCGCUGCCUAGAUGUGUGUUAUUUAUAUUCAGGAGCACAAACACAUCCGGCGUUCCCACAUUAGUGCCGUCCUGUACUGCACACCAACAACAUUUUAGCCACGUUUACACAUUACUAAAUGUAUGUGAACACACUCAAUGUCACCACGGUAAAACGUAAAGCUGUUAAAUUUUGAAUCUUUCACCCACAAAACGGCAUGAUCAAGGAUGUCUGUAAGGUUUUUGGAUGAUAGGAGUGAAAGGGUGCAUUGUGGGUAGAGAGAGGUGCGGUUCAUUGACUGUGAUGUGCUGACAGCUUGAGGAAUUUCAACUCGGAGGCUGCUGCACGCACAGGUGGUGCACAGGAGCACGUUGCCAAUAAAUCCGUAUCUUACAAAUGCCAUAUUUACAGUUUGGCUGCCUGACGACAUUCCUUAUGUGGGGGAAAAAUAAAGGAGAUUUUUUUAUAACAAGUACCUUCUGACAUAUUGUAAAAAGUUGAGAAAGUUGGAUCUCUGAGGCGAGGGAUUUUCAACACAUCAUGAGGCUGUAUUUAAACAUUUAUUUGUACUUUUGAGAAUCAUGCAAAUGACCUGUUUUAGGUCGGAAUCUGGAUAAUAAGAGACGUUGUGCUAAUAAAUAACAAAGACAUCUUGUCCCAAUUGUUACACAUAAUACUGUUUUUAAAGUCUUUCUGAAAGGCAGAAUGUGGGUGAAGUUUCGGGAGGAUUAGACUGUGGAUGAACAUGUAUUUAUUGCUUUAACUCAAGUCCUUCAAAUUCAGCCAUUGUACUACUACCCCAGACUAUGAAGGAGGUAAAACGAGGCAAUGUAAGCUGUACAAAUCUCUACGAUCAAGAUUUUUAUUGUUAUUUUCGAUUAAGUAACCCUGCUGUUAUUUUCCAAGACGACGCGCUAUUUGAAGUAUUUUUUUUUUUUGCCAUUAGCAGAUCCAGUAGUUUAGCUCGUAGAAUGAAAGACACUGCAGACAAGUCAUUCUGUAAGAAUGUGCAUUAUUCUCGUAUUAUUAUUGUGUUUGUUUGUUACCUGUUGUACAUCGUAGGGCUUGACUGACACUGCGGGGCUCGUUGUUUGUAGAGUUCAGCUGCAUUCGUCUUUUUAAUCCCUUGAAUAAAUAUUUCAGAAACUCUU
This is a messenger RNA of Stegastes partitus (bicolor damselfish), 2081 nucleotides long. It is a transcript of the gene crip2, whose product is annotated as cysteine-rich protein 2. The transcript is spliced from 8 exons. The record is from RefSeq and is a predicted model, not a curated record. Lineage: Eukaryota; Metazoa; Chordata; Actinopteri; Pomacentridae. Bases 105 to 722 code for a protein of 205 amino acids.